AUGCGAUUCACUCCAUUCGCUGCUCUCGCGGCCUACCUUGCUCUCGCAGAGCAUGGAUACGCGAUUAAUAUCAUCUCCUCCAAUGACGAUGGAUGGGCGGAAGUCAACAUCCGCACCUUCUACCAGGCCCUAGAAGGAGCCGGGUACUCGACAGUUGUAUCAGCCCCCGCCGAGAACCAGAGUGGCACUGGAUCCUCUCAGAAAACACCCACGACGCUCACUGAACCCUGUGAAUUCAACAGCUGCCCCGCUGGCAGCCCGCCCGUCGGGCACAACUCUUCGGACCCGCGUCUGAAUUAUGUCAAUUCCUAUCCGGCUACUUCCAUCCAGUAUGGGAUCGAAUCAAUUGGACCCGCGAUCUUCGGAGGCCGUCCAGAUCUCGCGGUCGCCGGGCCCAAUGUUGGCAAUAAUAUUGGUCUCGCAGUCUACUUAUCUGGCACAGCUGGAGCGGCGACGUAUGCCGCUCACAAUGCAGGCAUCCCGGCCAUCGCCUUCUCCGGGGCUUCGGGGUCUCAAACUGCAUGGAAUGCCUCUGCGACGCCACCACUGUAUAGUCAGAUAUAUGCAGACUUGUCAGUCAAUGUGACUGACACACUUGUGUCCUCGGGCACUCCCUAUCUUCCCGACAAUGUCUGGCUGAAUGUCAACUUCCCGGAUGUUUCGGAUUCGGAAUGCAAUGCCGUCGAAGAUUUCUCAUUUAUAUUGACUCGCAUUCAUGUUGCUGUGCCGCUGGUCACCCCAGAUGAUGUGACCACCUGCGGCAGCUCUCGUUUACCAACUGAGUUGGAAGUGUCUUUGAAAUCGGGCUGCUAUGCCAGUAUUUCCGUCGGCAUCGCUAGUACUAAGUCGGAUGCAAAUGCUAGCAUCCAGGGCGAAGUGUUGCACAAGCUUAGCGACAUAAUCACUUGUCUCCCCUGA
Molecule: messenger RNA, 918 nt
Organism: Penicillium chermesinum
Lineage: Eukaryota; Fungi; Ascomycota; Eurotiomycetes; Eurotiales; Aspergillaceae
Exons: 2
Coding region: 1-918 (305 amino acids)
Molecular function (GO): nucleotidase activity
Source: RefSeq, a predicted model, not a curated record